This is a messenger RNA of Apis florea (little honeybee), 1658 nucleotides long. RefSeq names its product acyl-CoA Delta-9 desaturase. Gene Ontology annotation, molecular function: stearoyl-CoA 9-desaturase activity; iron ion binding. Gene Ontology annotation, biological process: unsaturated fatty acid biosynthetic process. Gene Ontology annotation, cellular component: endoplasmic reticulum membrane. NCBI's taxonomy places the organism in Eukaryota, Metazoa, Arthropoda, Insecta, Hymenoptera, Apidae. The record is from RefSeq and is a predicted model, not a curated record.
AACAGAAAGAUCUAUAGAAAAAAGAUGUAUUUAUGUAUGUACAUUUUCAUAAUAGAUUAUUUCUAUAAUCUGAUAUACACACUUGUACAUCUUGCAAGAAUCACGUGCGACAACAUGUUGGUUGGCCAACCAGAAGGAAAUAAAAUCACUCGAUUGACCGAGUUAGAAAUAGUUUGUAUUGUUACUCCAACUCCAAUUCAGAGUUUCAAUUGAUAGUGAUCUCUCAUAAGACAGACUUCUCAAAGAAAUUCUAUAGUUUUUAGUCAUUUUCGGCGAAAAGAAUUAUCUUCAGAAAUACAUAUAAGUGUGGAUCGAACAACGAUCAGGAUUGUUCACAACAGCGCCGUACGAUCUGUACGAUAUAUCGAUGAUGUCGAAUAAAAAAAUAUUUCAACAAAAUAUCGAUCAAGAAAAAUGGACGACAGAAAAAGAGGAUAAGCAGAAAGUAUUAACCCAAGAAUUAUCAAAUUCUAAACCGACAUAUAAAUGGAAUAUCGUUUGGAAAAAUGUGAUCGUAUUUAUUUAUUUUCAUCUUGGUGGUAUAUAUGGAUUUUAUCUUUGGGCUACUAACAGAACCAAGAUAUAUACAAUUUUGUGGUCAAUUUUCGUGGAAUAUUUUGCCAUCUUAGGCAUCACAGCUGGUGCCCAUAGAUUAUGGUCACAUAGAGCUUACAAAGCAAAAUGGCCCUUACGUUUGGUGUUAAUGCUCCUUCAAACAAUCUGUUACCAGAAUCAUAUUUAUGAAUGGGUGAGAGAUCAUAGAGCUCAUCAUAAAUUCACUGACACUGAUGCGGAUCCGCAUAACGCGCGUCGAGGAUUCUUUUUCUCUCAUGUAGGCUGGUUAAUGGUCCGAAAGCAUCCGGAUAUAUCUAAAAGAGGUGGCACUAUUGACCUGAGCGAUUUGGAAAAAGAUCCCAUCGUCGUUUGGCAAAGAAGAUUGUAUAUUGUGCUGAUGCCCCUUUUGUGCUUUGCAAUCCCUACAUGGAUACCCUAUCAUUUUUGGAAUGAAAAAUUCACAUAUUCCUGGUAUAGCAAUCUAGCAAGAUACGUUUUUUCCUUGAACGUAACAUGGCUGGUAAACUCUGUUGCUCAUAUCUGGGGCAUGAAACCAUACGAUAUGAACAUUUGUCCAGUAGAAAACAAAUUUGUGUCAAUGUUUGCACACGGUGAGGGAUGGCAUAAUUAUCACCAUGUAUUCCCGUGGGAUUAUAAAACUAGUGAAUUUGGUAGCUAUACUACCAAUUUUACCACCGCGUUCAUCGAUUUCUGCGCUUUUUUGGGAUUGGCAUACGACAUGAAGACUGCUCCCAAUGAAAUGAUUAGAAAACGAGCGGCUAAAACUGGAGACGGAUCGAGAUAUAGUAAAAAUGAAGCUGUUCGUUACUACAAUCUCGAAGAUAUGAAAUGGGGUUGGGGCGAUGUAGACAUGAAGCCUGAGGAAAUCCAGGAAGUCAUCAUAUACAAUAAGAGUGAUUGAAUUGAUAUUAUUAUAUUAUAUUUAUUGAUAUUAUCAGAUAGCAUAAAUGAAUGAUCGAUCUUUUCGAAUAAUGAGAAUAAUCGUUAAUUGAGAAGAUCGAUGAUUUAUUUUUUAUAAUGUUAUUAAAUUAAUGUACUAUGUAUAAUAUAUUAUAAAUACAAUUAUUAUAAUAUAAAUAAUA